Tigriopus californicus is the source of this 2653-nucleotide messenger RNA. RefSeq lists its product as uncharacterized. NCBI's taxonomy places the organism in Eukaryota, Metazoa, Arthropoda, Copepoda, Harpacticoida, Harpacticidae. The record is from RefSeq and is a predicted model, not a curated record. Bases 1616 to 2560 code for a protein of 314 amino acids. The transcript has 2 exons.
AUCAAUUGAUAGAGAUCAAGAGUAAAAUUUUUAGGUUAUAAAUUUUCAAAUACUGCGUCAUUUUCAGAGCAAAAAAAUGGACCAAAUUGGUUAAAACUCAUUUUCUGGGAGAUGUUUGACUGAUUUUAGAGUGGAAAUAUCGUCUUGACAAAAUGGCUGAACAUUAGUCCCUUGGAAUACAGCUAACAAUAUGUAUUUUGGCACAGAUAAUCACAGAUCAGCAAUUGACAACCAAGCUAUUGCCAAACCUAAAAAUCAAGUAGUCGAAGAAUUUCAAUGACGGGGACGAGUGCCUUUUCAAGACCACGACCCUAACUCUCUGCAGGCUUAGUUUCAAAGAUCCCCACCCCUAUGCCCUCCCUUCCCAAUGUUACUAACAUAACUUUGCACACUCUAUUAUUGUUUUAUCCAUCCGUUUUCAUGUUUUUAUACUUGCCUCCAUUUUUUUGGAACAAACUUAAAAUCUUAUCCGAUCCUUCGCACCCUUUUUCAUCUUUUUUUUUGUUUUUCAUUUACUACAAAGAUGUGGCCACAAUCCAUCAUUUCAGAACCGGUCUUUAUUUGUUAUAUCAAGUGUAACGUGCAAUUCGCAGAAAUCUUUCACUAAGCUAUGCCAGAUUGACCUUUUGCUAGUUUUGAUGGCAAGCCUUGACACUAGGAAAUGAACAAUCUAACAGACGAAAUGAGUGACUCAAAAGCGACUAAUCAACGGGAAAAUGUGGAGAACUUCGUCUUACUCUACAAUCUUUGCGCGUUUUUCAUCGUUCUUCCAAUGGCCCUGUUUUCACGAAUUGAUUUUGGUGCUUUGAUAAUCGUGAGAAGCUUCUGUGCUCGAAUUGUGUGGACUGCUCAAACUGCAGGGUGGUAUGGGUUGACCUCAUACAUGAUCUGGCAUCGAAAUCUUGUUCUUAAGUCUCAAAUUGUUGGGCUCGUGUUCAUUGAUGAGUUAAAUUGGCUAAAUGUCGGUUCAACGUUGUUUCACCCGGUCGAGAUCAUUCUCAUUAGAGUGUUCAGUACCUUGCAAUAUGUUUGUCUGUUGUUACAUUCAAAUCCCAUUCACAGACAUAUGCAUUUCUCCAUUUUGCAAGUGUUCAAGUUCCUAUCCCUCUUCAAUUUUGGGCAUCCUCAACAACGGCCGCACGAUCAACGAAACCACGCUCAAGUGAGGGAACACCAAGAACUUGAUCACUUGCCGCUGCUUGAUUUUCAAUUUGGAGCCAUCGAAAUUGGAGCCUAUGGUGAUGGAGGAUGGUUCUAAUACGCCCACCCAUCCAAGAUAGCAAGCGACAGAGAACCCGAAUUGCAGAAGAAAAGAUUUCCAUUUUGAGUGAGCGAGUGCGACACAUCUCAUUUCAAAAACUCGGUGACGAAGGAUGGAAGGAAGCCGAGCAGGAGACGAUGGGAUUGCAACGUUUCAUCCAGUCGAGGAGCCUUCUUUCUUCACUCUAUGAGACCCCCGUUGUAAUUCAGUCCAUCUUUUGAAAUGUUCCAUUGAGGGCUUAUCACGGAAAACUGCCACACUCACGAGGGAGACCGACUCGCAUGAACCCAGAAAAGAGGGGGGUUCCGGGAUCCAGUGAAUAAUUUACGGAGUAUUCAAUUCCAAUUGAAAUCCAUGUCUUCGACGAGCUUUCUUGUAGGGGGCGAGACCUCCAGUCGGGAAGGAUCUCUAACCCCGCAGGCAUUCGGAUCCAAGAUGUUUGAAGACAUCAGCGAUAAUGGCUUCGCUGAGGAUGAUGCCAUGGGGACAACCACUCAGCCCAAAACCAUGAUGGCCUCGCCUUCGGUGUUCAAAAGAGCUCACACCUGGGACAACGGCUUGGGCGAAUAUCAGCCUUCAUCCUUGCCCUCCAAUUAUGAGCUUCACAAUUUGACUAACGUUCGCUCCAGAUUGGUUCAGCCUCAAGUGAGGCGUCAUUAUAAGAAGGACAGCCGGUUCGUCCUCGACCUUUAUACUUUAACCUUCGACGAGAAUGAGACAGUGGACGAAAUUGAAAUGUGUAAAACUUUACCCGUGUCCGAUGUUGGGGAGCAGUUCCUCUCGCUUGCACCUUCGUCAAUAUCCAUUACAGAUUCUCCCUCAAGUGGUCCCAUGUCCUUGGGAUCCAACUGUGCCAGCCUCCAGUGUUCAGGAGGAAGCGCUCAAGGUCCACGACCCAAUGCAUUGCCCUCGUUGGAAACAAACUUGCAUAAGAUUCUGGCGAGGAAAAUCCAGGACUCGGAGGAUGUGUCUUUCAGAAAAGCCAAACUUUUGACCAAGGCCUACUACAAGCUACUUCGGGAUUCGUCGUUCCCCAUCAUGGAUCCACAACUUCAGGUCGAACAGCAACAGCAAUUGGAAAAAGCCAGCUCAAAACGCAUUGGGGCGGAUCGGCUAUCCUGGCAGACUUUGUUAAGUACGGACCCCGUUGAAUUGAAACGCAUUGUCAUGGGUUUGACAAAUACUGUGAAGGCUCUCAACGAGUUUCUCAUGGACCUGCUUGAAGAGCGCGAUGACCUCUUGAGCAAACAAGAUUCCAUGCUAGAGGACAUAAGUGAACUAACGGACAACCUCUUGUGAUUUGAAAAUUCGAUCCCAAAGAAAAGAAAGUAUUAAGUCUAUUUUCGUCGUGUUUGAAAAUACACCUUUUGUCAAUACAUAAUUUACGGCCUC